AUGUCAAAUGAAUUUGAUGAAAAUAUUCCUUCAACAUCAUCUGCAACUUUUUUACAAAAUAAUGAUGUAAUUGAAAAUUGUGUAUUGGAAAGUGAUGAAGCUGAAGGUUCUGAGGAAUAUUUAACUCCUGCUGAUGCAAGUUUAUUUUUUUAUGUUCUCAAAGAAUUAACACAAGCAUUUUUAAACGAAUCUGCUUCCCCCAAACUUUUACCAGAAAAACUUGAUUUGGUUGAUAAAAUGCUUUUACAAAAAAAUUUAAUUGAAAGAAUAAUGGAAAGAAAUCCAAAUAAAAAAAGUUUGGCUUGUUCAUUACACAAAAUGGAGCUUUGCAGAAUUGAAUAUUUAAUUAAUUCUUAUUUGAGAUUACGCCUUCAAAAAAUCGAACAAAAUCCAGCCCAAUCAUUACAAGACCAUUCAGAACGCUUAAAAAAUGCUUUAGCCAAAUACAAAGCUGGAAAUGUUGAUUCUUCUUUACAGGCAGAAUUAUUGGAUGUUCGAGAAUUAAAAUUUGCUCAAAAAUUGUUACAAGCAAAUUCAACCCUUUUUGAAGAUUCUUUUCUUAAACAAAUACCUGCUAGCAUGAAAUGGUUACCUAUUGUUUCAAACAAUUCUGAAACUGAUUCAACGCGUGUGUUUAUUGAAGUAUUAAAAGAUGGGGUAAGUAAAAUACAAAAAAUAUAUAUUAAAAAGUCUUCCGGAAAUGUGUAUUUUAUUUAA
This is a messenger RNA of Meloidogyne enterolobii, 717 nucleotides long. Lineage: Eukaryota; Metazoa; Nematoda; Chromadorea; Rhabditida; Meloidogynidae. The record is from the annotation of a GenBank genome assembly.